This is a messenger RNA of Plenodomus lingam JN3, 681 nucleotides long. RefSeq lists its product as uncharacterized. The record is from RefSeq and is a predicted model, not a curated record. Gene Ontology annotation, molecular function: copper ion binding. NCBI's taxonomy places the organism in Eukaryota, Fungi, Ascomycota, Dothideomycetes, Pleosporales, Leptosphaeriaceae.
AUGCUUGAAAUCGCCUGUUUCAAUUUACCCUCAGUCUACGCAGCAGCCAAGGCAGGAGCCGACCAAAUCGAGCUGUGUGCGAACUACAAAGCUGGCGGCAUCACGCCUCCCAACCAAUGGGGUACUGAACUCUCUCUAAAGUCACCUGGCGUACCUGUCAAAGUCAUGAUUCGACCACGAGGAGGCGACUUCAACUACACCGGCGAAGAAUUCGAGCAAAUGAAGACUAGCAUCUCUGAAUGGAAGCGCUAUCGUGUCACGGGGUUUGUUUUUGGAGUUUUGGACGCAAAUCAACGAUUUGACGAGGUGCGCAAUCGCGAAUUGGUCGAGCUUGCGAUGCCGUUUCCCUGUACAUUCCACCGUGCCAUCGAUGCGAUUUACGCUUGGGAAUCGGCUGCCAAUUCCAUGGUCAGAUGUGGAUUCAAGAGCAUACUAUGUGGUAGCGGUGAGGACGGUGCUAACAAGGCGUCGACGCUGCAAAGCAGAUACGGCAGGGAUAUCAUGGUCCUUUAUGGCGGAGGAGUGCGAAGUUCAAAUAUUGAAGAAUCUAGGAGAGAAACUAAAGUUGAUUGGAUGCAUUCUUCGGGCAUCACGCAACCUGGCGAGGAUGUGGAUGUUGAUGAAGUUGGGAAGAUGAAGAGCAUACUGACACAUUUGAGUCAAGAAUUAGCGGGAGGAUGA